Messenger RNA from Talaromyces amestolkiae, 1053 nucleotides. RefSeq lists its product as uncharacterized. The transcript is spliced from 3 exons. The record is from RefSeq and is a predicted model, not a curated record. Gene Ontology annotation, cellular component: cytoplasm. NCBI's taxonomy places the organism in Eukaryota, Fungi, Ascomycota, Eurotiomycetes, Eurotiales, Trichocomaceae. Gene Ontology annotation, molecular function: oxidoreductase activity. The coding region runs from base 1 to 1053 and encodes 350 amino acids.
AUGUCGGAUAAAAAGAGAAUCCUCCUUAUUGGCAGCGGCGGCGUCGGCACAAUGGCCGCGUUCAGCCUCGAAGCUAGCGGCCUCGCAAGUGUGACUGCAGUCUUGCGCUCCAACUACGAAGCAGUGUCUAAGAAUGGAUUCAAUAUUGAAUCUGUCGACUACGGCACUCACAAAGGCUGGAAACCGACAGAAGUAAUCAACAGUGUCCCCAAUGUGUUUGAUGAAGGCGUUGAACCCUUUGACUACAUCGUCGUGACUACGAAGAACUGUCCCGACAUAAAGCCCACAGUCUCAGAAAUUAUUGCGCCAGCUGUGACGGCGGGUCACACAGCCAUUGUCCUUAUUCAAAACGGACUCAAUAUCGAGAAGCCAUUGAUCAAGAGCUUCCCAAGAAACAUUAUCAUAUCCGGCGUGUCUCUCGGUGGCACCGAGGAAAAUGGGCAUGGCAAUAUCAUCCAUAACGAUCACGACGUCUUGAUCGUCGGACCUUUCCAGAAUUCCAACAUCUCAUCUAACGCUGCCCUUGCAGCCGCUAAAGAAUUUUCUGAAAUCUAUAAGAAAUCCGGUAACGUCAUCUGUGAACUGAAUGAGGACGUCGGGUUUGUCAGAUGGAGAAAACUCGUGUAUAACGCCUGCUUCAACCCCGUCGCUGCAAUCACCCGCAUGGACACUUCGCGCAUGAGACUUGCAAGGACGCCAAUCGACGAUCUGAUCAGGCCAGCCAUGUGGGAAGUCUGGAAUGCAGCAAAGGCGGCCGGCCAUGAGCUCCCUGCAGAGCAUGUUGAGAAGACGAUCGAAGCUGAUCCAUUCGACGUAUGGUGCAAGCCGAGUAUGCUGCAGGAUGUCUUGAAGGGCAACUUUAUCGAGCACAUAAACCUGGUCUGGGAACCUAUCCAGGAAGCAGAGAAAUUAGGUGUCCCGACACCUACGUUGAAGAUCAUCUUUGCAUUUUGUCAAACACUUCAAUGGCAGGCUAAAGAAGCAAAGGGUUUGGUGACUCUACCAGCGGGCGCUCUUCCCGCCUUGGGUUUAGAAAGUACAAGUUCAGGCUAG